Molecule: messenger RNA, 1179 nt
Organism: Odobenus rosmarus divergens (Pacific walrus)
Lineage: Eukaryota; Metazoa; Chordata; Mammalia; Carnivora; Odobenidae
Product: zinc finger protein 599-like
Exons: 3
Coding region: 1-1179 (392 amino acids)
Biological process (GO): regulation of DNA-templated transcription; G protein-coupled receptor signaling pathway
Cellular component (GO): membrane
Molecular function (GO): pheromone receptor activity
Source: RefSeq, a predicted model, not a curated record
AUGGACCCGGCACAGGCACUGCUGACCUUCAAAGAUGUGGUUGUCACCUUCACUCAGGAGGAGUGGGAAUUAUUGGACCUGCCCCAGAGGACACUGUACUGGAAGGUGAUGAGGGAGACCUGCAGGCUCCUGGUCUCACUGGAUGACAAAGCAAAAACCAAUACCACAGAGCCUUCUGCUUCUCAGCCAGGCUUGUUUGAGGGAUGCUCACCCCACAGGUUACUGACUGAGGACGACUCCAGUGUUUCCACAUUGGGAGAAGCCGGGGAACAAGAGAGACCAUCAGAAAAACAGGGAGGGUACCUAAGGACAGGGACAGUCCCCUACAAGGAAACCCUCCCUGGAAAGUUGAACCCUGAAUGUGAUGAUUUGGGAACAGGUAAAAAUCUGUGCACAAAAGAUUUACAGGAGCAAGUCUCUCCAGGAGAUGCUCUCCUUGAGUGUGAAUCACAUAGAUCAAGGAGAGACCCCUUGAUUCAUGGAGGGAAGAAAUCCUACAAAUGCAAGGAAUGUGGGAAAGAGUUUAUCAAGAAUCACUUCCUUCUUCAACAUCAGUGGAUUCACACUAGAGUAAAAUCCUAUAAAUGCAAAAAGUGUGGGAAGGCCUUUCUCAGGAAGGCAGAUCUCACUGGACACUACAGCAUUCACAUUAAGAAGCUCUAUGAGUGCAUCGAGUGUGAGAAGGCCUUCAGCCGCAGGUCACACCUCACAGAACACCAGCGGAUUCACACUGGGGAGAAGCCCUAUGUGUGCAUCGAAUGCAGGAAGGCCUUCAGCCGCAGGUCACACCUCACUGAGCACCAGCGGAUUCAUAGUGGAGAGAAGCCUCAUGUGUGCAGUGAAUGUGGAAAGGCCUUUGCCCGCCACUCUGAUUUUAUUAGGCAUAAUAGAACCCACACUGGAGAAAAACCCUUUGAGUGCAAAGAAUGUGGGAAAGCCUUUUGUAACAGCUUUUCUGUAACUCGACACAUGAGGUGUCAUUCUGGGGAGAAGCUCUAUGAGUGCAAUGAGUGUGGAAAGACCUACAGCUACAGCUCAACCCUCACUACUCAUCAAAAGAUUCAUAGUGGAGUAAAAUCCUACAAGUGUAAGAGAUGUGGGAAGGUCUUUGACCAGAAGGCAGGCCUCAGUCAACAUCAGAGAACUCAUACUGAGUUCUUCUUAAAGGGACCUUCUUAA